Molecule: messenger RNA, 1845 nt
Organism: Centrocercus urophasianus (Greater sage-grouse)
Lineage: Eukaryota; Metazoa; Chordata; Aves; Galliformes; Phasianidae
Gene: DERL1
Product: derlin 1
Exons: 8
Coding region: 117-872 (251 amino acids)
Biological process (GO): endoplasmic reticulum unfolded protein response
Cellular component (GO): Hrd1p ubiquitin ligase ERAD-L complex; endoplasmic reticulum membrane
Molecular function (GO): misfolded protein binding; ubiquitin-specific protease binding
Source: RefSeq, a predicted model, not a curated record
UCGGCCGAACUCGGCGGCGCCACGUCUGGCUCGGGGCUGUGCCGUUCCGGCGCUGCUCUCGUCUCUCCCUCAGCCGUCGGUUCCUGUGAGUCCUCGGCGGCGACGGUGGCUGCGACAUGUCGGACCUGGGGGACUGGUUCCGGAGCAUUCCGCUCAUCACCCGCUACUGGUUCGCCGGCUCCAUCGCGGUGCCGCUGAUCGGCAAGCUGGGUCUCGUCAGCCCCGUCUACCUCUUCCUUUGGCCCGACGCUUUCAUCAACCGCUUCCAGAUCUGGCGGCCAAUAACGGCAACUUUCUUCUUCCCAGUGGGACCUGGAACAGGUUUUCUCUACUUGGUGAAUUUGUAUUUCCUGUAUCAAUAUUCAUCACGUUUAGAAACAGGGGCUUUUGAUGGAAGACCUGCAGAUUACAUGUUCAUGCUUCUGUUUAACUGGAUCUGCAUUGUUAUAACUGGCUUGGCAAUGGACAUGCAGUUGCUGAUGAUUCCGCUCAUCAUGUCUGUUCUUUAUGUGUGGGCCCAGCUGAACAGAGACAUGAUUGUAUCGUUUUGGUUUGGAACAAGAUUUAAGGCCUGUUACCUUCCAUGGGUUAUUCUGGGAUUCAACUACAUCAUUGGAGGAUCAGUCAUCAAUGAGCUCAUAGGAAAUCUGGUUGGACACCUGUAUUUCUUCCUAAUGUUUAAAUACCCAAUGGAUCUGGGAGGAAGGAAUUUUCUGUCCACACCUCAAUUCUUGUACCGCUGGCUGCCAAACAGGAGAGGAGGAGUGUCAGGGUUUGGAAUCCCACCUGCUAGCAUGAGAAGAGCUGCAGAAGAUCAGCAGGGUGGUGGAAGACACAACUGGGGUCAAGGUUUCCGGCUGGGUGACCAGUGAAAAAACUCCUCCUGCCCUUGGGAAACAGCAACUCUUUGGUUUUAUUUGCUUGUAGGAUUGAUCCUUCCUGGUGCAGAGCUUGCUAAAGAACUGAGCUCUCUGUAGUGCUGUUGGAUUUUACUGUUUUGGAACAAUUUUUCUGGUGCAAGAGAAAAUUAAGAAAAAUGUUCAGAAGGGAAAACAUAGAUCUUACUCCAGGCUAGCCAGUAGUGUCAGACUUGAUUCUGCCAUUAAAAAUAAGCUGCCUUUGUACAGUCUUGUCUGUCUGUCACAACAGGCUUCCAUUUUUGCCAUCUUGUUCUGUGCUGUGAUGGAAAAAUAUACUGAUGUUCUGUCUCGCCUGUUAAAAGCUUUGUUGGUCAAGAAUUCAGUGUAUGACAGAUGGAUCAAACUAACCCUAAUGUCUAGGAAGCUGAUUUUUUUUCCAUAGCUGUGCUUAAGUCCUGGGGUCUUUCGAAACAUUAAGUGAUAUUUUUGUGCUGCAUUCAUAAAGUAAAGUGCAAAUGUUUGUUUCCAUUAUUAAGCUGUAUUUUUGAGAGCAGUUUUCUCUUGUCAUGCAGCAUAUGUCCAACCCGAUACAGCAUGAGAUGUGCAAGACUAAGAAUAAGAGGGCUUUCAUUUCAAAUGGCAGUUGCAGAUAUUCACACAAUUGAAAUUUCUAAUUUUUCAUGGCAUGUCCAAGGCUUGCUCUGUUUGAACUGAAGCUGCCUGAAUUCUUUGGGUUUUUUUUUUUUUUUUUUUUUUUCUUCUCCUGAGAUCUUCUAAGUUCUUGGCUUCUGGCUUUCUGUUUUGAUUGUAAAAUCGGGUAUUACAGACAGUAACUUACAACUAGAAAAUGUAGCAUACUGUGGUUAAUAUAAAGGGUACUCAGUGCAGCAUUAUGUUUAUAAUAACUGAAUCUACAACUUUUUCUUAAAAGCUUUAAGAGGUCAGAGAAUCAAAGCUGGAAAUAAACUUUUCCAGGUUAAAGAUA